AUGCACUGUGGGUGCUGGGCGGAGGGUGUCCCCGCCGUGGCCUCGAGCAGCUCCUGGAUCUCAGGCGUGGCCUUCCCGGACUGGGCCUACAAGGCAGAGUCGUCCCCGGGCUCCCGGCAGAUCCAGCUGUGGCACUUCAUCCUGGAGCUGCUGCAGAAGGAAGAGUUCCGCCAUGUCAUCGCCUGGCAGCAGGGAGAGUACGGGGAGUUCGUCAUCAAGGACCCAGACGAGGUGGCGCGCCUCUGGGGCCGCAGGAAGUGCAAACCACAGAUGAAUUAUGACAAGCUGAGCCGGGCCCUCAGAUACUACUACAACAAGCGAAUCCUGCACAAGACCAAAGGCAAAAGGUUCACGUACAAGUUCAACUUCAGCAAGCUCAUUGUGGUCAACUACCCGCUGUGGGAGGUGCGGGCACCCCCUGUGCCCCCCCUGCUCCUGGCAGCUCCGGCCCUGUUCCGGCCAGCCCUGGUCCCCGUGGGCACGCAGAGUGAGCUCCUGCACAGCAUGCUGCUCGCCCAGCUCUCGGCGCCGCGCACCUCCCAAGAUCCACCGGGGGCCUCUGGGGAACGGAAGGCGGGCAGCGGCGGUGUCCACCGAUUUGGCGCUGCCCCAGGACCCUGCCGGCUCGGCCCCUGCUGCCAUUUGGAGCACCACCAGAAUGAGUCGCCCAACUUUGCCACUCUCACGCCUCCCCUCCCGCCCCCCCUUCCCUCUCACUGGACCUGCCUCCCUCGGCCUUUUCUGCCCCCUGUCCCCCCGGACCAGCAGCCGCCGGGAGUCUCCAAGCUGGACCCCAUGCUCCCUGAGCCCAGGUGUGCCCCAGGAGCCUGGCACUUCCAGGGGCUCCCCCUGAGGGUCGGGCUGGGGCCGGGGGCUGGGGAGAGGAUCCAGCCCUCAUCCCUCAGGCCCGAGGGGCUGCAGGUCAAGCCUGACCCCAUGGUGGGGGCAAAGGGGCACUUGGAGCCCCGAGCCAGCAUCUCUGCAGCCCACAGGUCCUCGAGGAGAGAGGAGAGCCCCGGGGCCCCCAGUCUGGAGAGCUUGAAAGCAGCAUGGCCCCUGGACCCUCCCUAG
Molecule: messenger RNA, 1071 nt
Organism: Sorex araneus (European shrew)
Lineage: Eukaryota; Metazoa; Chordata; Mammalia; Eulipotyphla; Soricidae
Gene: ETV3L
Product: ETS variant transcription factor 3 like
Biological process (GO): cell differentiation; regulation of transcription by RNA polymerase II
Cellular component (GO): nucleus
Molecular function (GO): DNA-binding transcription factor activity, RNA polymerase II-specific; sequence-specific DNA binding
Source: RefSeq, a predicted model, not a curated record